UGACUCUCUGGUUUGUCUGUUGUCAUCUUAAUUUUUGUUUCUUUUAAUCACAAUUUAUUUAAUUAAUUGUUCUUUCCGAUUGUUAUUUCCAUUAAUUGGAGCAGUAGAUUACUGUUGAACGUUUAUCUAUAAGUUAAUUACCAUUUGUGACAUUUUUAGGAAAGGAACAGUUCGUUGAGAGAAAUUGUUUUUUUUUCUUUACCAUAUUUAUAGUUGUUUUCACUUCUCUCUCUUUACACUUUGGCCUCUUCUUUAAUUUAAUUGGAGAGAAACCAAGAUUGACCUUUUUUCUUUUAUAAUUUUUCCCUAUUUAUGCUCUUUGUUUUGACCAAAUCUGCUGAAAAGCUUCCUCUAAAUAAGGAGAGGCAUAUGGCACCUUUAAUCAAAUUUGAAACUCAAUCGGCUCGAGUUAAAGGUUUAUCAUUCCAUCACAAACGACCAUGGAUUCUUGCUGCUCUUCACAAUGGUGUUAUUCAACUCUGGGAUUACCGAGUUAGCACUUUAAUUGAUAAAUUUGAUGAACAUGAAGGACCAGUCCGAGGUAUUUGUUUCCAUAGUCAACAGCCUUUAUUUGUCUCUGGUGGUGAUGAUUACAAAAUAAAGGUUUGGAAUUACAAGACAAGGCGGUGUCUCUUCACUCUUCUUGGUCAUUUGGAUUACAUUAGAACAACUUUCUUCCAUCAUGAGUAUCCAUGGAUUCUUAGUGCCUCGGAUGAUCAAACAAUCCGUAUUUGGAAUUGGCAGUCACGUACCUGUAUCUCUGUUUUAACAGGUCACAAUCACUAUGUAAUGUGUGCUCAAUUUCAUCCUACUGAGGAUCUUGUUGUUUCAGCUUCACUUGACCAAACUGUCCGUGUUUGGGAUAUUUCAGGAUUGAGAAAGAAAAAUGUUGCUCCAGGACCGGGAGGCCUUGAUGAAUCAAUGAAAGGUCCAGGUCAUACUGAUCUUUUCGGUCAGUCAGAUGCUAUUGUUAAACAUGUUCUAGAAGGACAUGAGAGAGGUGUUAAUUGGGCUACUUUCCAUCCAACAUUACCUUUAAUUGUUUCCGGUGCUGAUGAUAGAGUCCUCAGAAUUUGGCGUAUUAAUGAUACUAAAGGAUGGGAAGUUGAUACUUGUAGAUCUCAUUACAAUAAUGUUUCUUGUGUCGUUUUCCAUGCAAAAGCUGACCUGAUUGUGUCCAAUUCAGAGGAUAAAAGUUUAAGAAUAUGGGAUUUAAACAAGCGAACCUUAUUACACACCUACCGAAGGGAACACGAUCGUUUCUGGAUUAUCGCCACUCACCCAACACAAAAUCUUCUAGCCGCUGGUCAUGAUAGUGGCAUGUUCUUAUUUAAAACAGCUAAAGAGAGACCGGCUUACACUUUGCAUGGCAAUUUCUUGUAUUAUGUGAAAGAUCUUUACCUUCGUCGUCUCGAUUUUACAACAUUCAAAGAUAUUCCCAUCUUGAAGCUUCGACCAACUCAACGAGGUCGACUCUCUACUCUCUCUUACAAUCCCGCCGAAAACGCUAUGUUGGUAUCGAGUCAAGGAGCACAAAUUGAACAUUCUUAUCAUGAUCUUUACAUUUUACCCAAAGACAUUGAUCCAAAUAAUGUAGUAAUGGGAGAGUGUAAAAGGUUUGCUGGAACAUCAGCUUAUUGGGUUGCUCGUAAUCGAUUCGCAGUUCUAGAUGUUCAUAAAAAUGUUUGCAUUAAGAACAUGGAAAAUCAAGUGGUCAAGAAACUCACAUUGGUCACUGCAACCGAUGAUAUCUUUUUCUCUGGAACUGGAACAGUUUUGAUCAAAACAGCAAAUGAUAUCCUUUACGAUGUCCAGCAAAGUCGAGCCAUCGCAACAGCCAAAGUGACCGGAGUUAAACAUGUUGUCUGGAAUGCUGAUAUGUCAUAUGUAGCUCUAUUAUCGCGUAAUUCAGUAAUCAUUGUUAAUCGUAAAUUUGACAAUCAAUGUUCAAUCAAUGAGACUACACCGGUUAAAAGUGGCACUUGGGAUGAUUCUGGUGUUUUCAUUUAUACCACCGCCAAUCAUAUUAAAUAUGCUCUCAUUAAUGGUGAUCAUGGUAUCAUUCGUACUCUUGAUUUGCCAAUUUAUCUAACUAAAGUUAAGGAUAACUCUGUUUACUGUUUAAGUCGUGAAUGUGUUUCCAAAAAGUUAUCCAUUGAUUCAACCGAAUUCCGUUUCAAGUUGGCAUUAGUUAAUCGCCAUUACGAUGAAGUUCUUCAUAUGGUUCGAACAAGUAAAUUAAUUGGUCAAUCAAUUAUCGCCUACCUUCAGAAGAAAGGUUAUCCGGAAGUUGCCUUACACUUUGUUAAAGAUGAAAAGACUCGAUUUGCCUUGGCACUUGAAUGUGGUAAUAUUGAGAUCGCAACUGAGGCUGCACGUAAAUUGGACGAUAAAACAUGUUGGGAGAAAUUAGCUGAAUCUGCUCUUCUUCAGGGUAAUCAUCAAGUGGUCGAAAUGGCUUAUCAGAGGAUCAAAAAUUUCGACAAACUCGCUUUUCUCUAUUUGAUUACCGGUAACCUGGAAAAGCUUCGGAAAAUGAUGAAAAUUGCCGAGAUUCGUAAAGAUUCAUCGGCACAAUUUCAAAUUGCUCUUUUCCUUGGUGAUGUUCAAGAAAGAGUCAAAAUGAUUAAAAAUUGUGGUCAAGCUUCACUUGCCUAUUUGUGUGCUGCUACCCAUGGAUUAACUGACCAGGCUGAUGAGAUUGCUCGUAAUUUGAAAAAUAGUCAACAAUUACCUAAACCCGAUCCAAAUGCUGACCUGUUACAACCUCCAGUUCCAAUUGAACAUUGUGAAGAUAACUGGCCACUCUUAACGGUUUCCAAAGGUUUCUUUGAAGGUGCAAUGGCCGCUACCAAGGGUAAAGCGGGUAACUUGACAUCUCCGGUUGACAUAAAUGAAGAUGAUGUUAUUGGUGCAGGUUGGGGAGAUGAUGAUGAUUUGAUGUUGGAUGAAAGUGGUGAUGGUAAACCAGCCGAGGAAAAAUUAGACCUAGAAGAAGGUGACGCUGGUUGGGAUGUGGAAGAUACAGAUUUAGAAUUACCCGAUGUUGAACCCGGUGAAGAAUCUAAAAGUGGUGAUAGUUAUUUUGUCGCACCCACUCAUGGUGUCCCAUUAACCCAAUCCUGGUUAAACAAUUCGAAACUUGCAAUCGAUCACAUCUCCGCUGGAUCAUUUGAAACUGCUUUCAGAUUGUUAAAUGAUCAAAUAGGAGCAGUUAACUUUGAACCAUUGAAACAAUCAGUUGUAACCUUUUACACUCGAUCACGAACCGCAUAUUCUGGACUUUGUUAUUUAACCUCAAUGUACAAUUACCCUCAGCGUAAUUGGAGAGAUGCCGGAGCCAAAGGAGGUUUACCAAUUCUUCCCGUAAAACUUGCCGACCUUUUCCAACGUCUUCAAGCGGCCUAUUCACUGACCCAUGCAGGUAAAUUUGUGGAUGCGAUUGAGAAAUUCCGAUCAAUUUUAUUACAAAUCACAUUUUUAGUAGUUGAAGGUGAUCAAGAAAUCAGUGAGGCUAAACAGUUAUUAGAAAUAUGUAAAGAGUAUGUUCUUGGAUUACAACUUGAAACUGAACGAAAAGCAAUGGCCAAGGAGACAUUAGAUCAACAGAAACGAUCUUGUGAAAUGGCCGCUUACUUUACCCACAGUAAAUUACAGCCUGUUCACACCAUAUUGACCCUUCGGACAGCAGCCAAUCUAUUUUUUAAAUUGAAAAAUUACAAAACCGCUGCAUCGUUUGCUAAAAGGUUACUUGAAUUGGGACCCAAGCCUGAUGUUGCCGCUCAGGUUAAAAAGUUAUUACAAUUAGCGGAGAAAAAUCCAAAUGAUGAAUACCGUCUAGAAUACGAUGAACAUAAUCCCUUCGUUAUCUGUGGCUACUCUUAUAAACCAAUUUAUCGAGGUAAACCGGAAGUAAAGUGUCCCUUCUGUAGUGCUUCCUAUUUACCUGAAUUUAAGGGUAAAUUAUGCAAAAUUUGUACCAUCUCAGCAAUCGAUAGACAAGCAACCGGAUUGAGAAUAUCAUUACAAGGAGGAGGUCGAACUGGUUAUUAGGUUAUUAAUAAUAAUAUAUAAUUACAAUUAAAAACAAUUAUUAUUCAUUUACUAUUAUAUUGCUAAAUCAACAAAGAGAGACCAAUAAACAAAACCUAAAUACAAAUCAAUACAUUUAAAAACAAGAAGAAAAAAAAAGUCAAAUCAUUAAACAACUUUGUCUAUGAUUUGUAUCAACGUUUUUACAAUUUGUCUGUUCCCUUGUAAUUAAACUUUAAUUAAACAAUUAAGAUUAUUUACAAA
This is a messenger RNA of Panonychus citri (citrus red mite), 4296 nucleotides long. It is a transcript of the gene alphaCOP, whose product is annotated as coatomer subunit alpha-like. Gene Ontology annotation, biological process: intracellular protein transport; endoplasmic reticulum to Golgi vesicle-mediated transport; intra-Golgi vesicle-mediated transport. Lineage: Eukaryota; Metazoa; Arthropoda; Arachnida; Trombidiformes; Tetranychidae. Gene Ontology annotation, molecular function: protein binding; structural molecule activity. Gene Ontology annotation, cellular component: COPI vesicle coat. The record is from RefSeq and is a predicted model, not a curated record.